AUGCGUCGCCUUUACCAUAGGCCCGACCGUUCGACCAUUGGUCGUGUCUUGAAAGGCGCCGACCGAUGGCGGAUUCCUGACGACACCGUCGACGCUAUUCGGGUCCGAGGCGGGGCAUUCCCCGAUCUGGAGCGCGCGAUGGCACGCUGGAUUGCCAACGCAGGCCCUGCCGGCGUCCCGCUCACCCUCGCGACGAUCCGCGACCAUGUCGCGACGAUGGCGCAAGCGAACGGCGCGCCUCCGACAUUCCGUUGCAGCAUCGGCUGGGUGCGCCGUGCGCUGCGCCGCCAGGGUGUGCGCUGCAUGAGUGCCGUCGGCGAGGUGGCCGACCAGGAUAUGAACGCCGUACGCACGACAAAGGAGAAGCUUCCGCAGCUUCUCAUGCAUCUCGGCGUGCGACCGCGUGACACUUACAAUUUUGACGAGACGGCGCUUUACAUCAGCGUGCUUCCUCGCAAGACGUACGGCAUGGGCAGGGCUGCCGGGCGGAAGCUCCCGAAGGAACGCCUCACCGUCGGCUUCUUGGUUAACGCGGAGGGGACACACGCCUUCCGUCCGCUCGUCAUCUCCAAGGCCAAGCGGCCCCAUGAUUUCAGGCCGGAUUUCGACCCCGAGGAAUAUUGCUACUGGCGCAACACUGCUAAGGGGUGGAUGACUAAGGCGCUAUUCACGCACUUCUUUAAGCAGUUUGACACCGCCAUGUACGCUGAGGGCCGCCAGGUUGUCGUGCUGCUCGACAACGCAAGCAGCCACACCCUGAUCACCGAGGGCGCGGAAACCGAAGACCUUUUCGGAUUCCGCACGAAGAAGCUCAACAACGUGCGCUUGGUCUACCUGCCGCCAAACACCACGUGCUUCACGCAACCCCUCGACCAAGGGAUGAUCGCCAUGGCGAAGGCGCGGUACCGCCAGCACUGGCUCCGCGCCUUCUCCGGCAUGUGGACCGCAGAUGGCGCGACCGCGGCGGCGACGAGGUACAAGCCGAACCUCCGUCGUGUGCUGGAGUGGUUGCAUGACGCGUGGAUAAACAUCCCGCGUCGCACUAUCCAGCGCUGCUGGUGGCGCACCGAAUGCCUCCCGCGGGCAUGGGCGAUGGAGCUGCAGGACGUGGAGCUCCCCGCUGACCCACAGCUCCCGGCUGGCGGCGACAUCGGCCUGGACGAGGAUGUGAACGACGUCGGUAUUUUGAUCGACCGCCUCGGCCUCGGGCCGUCGGCGAUGGCCGCAGCAGACUUUGUCGGCAUAGAUGACAACCAGCCGGUGUGCGCCGAGCUGGGCGUGGACCCCUUGGCGCUGGAGCCGGCAUCGGCGGACACGGCGCACGUGUGGGAGGCGCCUGCGUCGAUGCAGGCGGUGUACGACGACAACAACUCUGCGACGCGCGAAGCACGUCGCACGGCUCGCGCCGCGUGCGAGAUGCUCAUCGGGUACGCCCGUGCGACGUGCAUCACGCCGAGGGAUUUGUGCGCGCUGUUUGACAUCCGCAACCCCCUGAUCAUCGCGCGGAUGGAGCGCGCGAGCCCCGCGCUCAACCUGAACGCCGCUCCGGCGCCCGUCAUGACGCACGAGGACACCCCGCCAGCAGAGACUCCACGUCGCCGUGGUCGCGUUCUGCCGGCGUGGAUGACGGUGCCGACCCCUGACUGGAUUGCCCAGUCUGCUCGCCGGCAGGAGCUCAUUGACGCUGGGGCGCCCGCCGUGACGGGCGGCUAUGUCGCGGCGGCUGAGUGGAUGAGGCUGUGA
Closterium sp. Yama58-4 is the source of this 1743-nucleotide messenger RNA. NCBI's taxonomy places the organism in Eukaryota, Viridiplantae, Streptophyta, Zygnematophyceae, Desmidiales, Closteriaceae. The record is from the annotation of a GenBank genome assembly.